AUGGGCUUCCAGCACCAAUACUGGAGUUCCACGGACACCCUCGACUUGCAACGCAUCGGCGGCUUGACCAAGGUGUCGUCGACGCCGACUCCGUGGCUCGCAACGCUCGUCUCGUCGGGCGAAGUCGGGUGGUUUGUCUACAUUCUCAACGACGUGUUUUCGCUCUUCACGGGUGAUGCGACCGCGUCCUACGGGUGGAAACAUCCGGCUAUGGUGUGGGGCAUCGCCGCCGUGUGGGGACUCGCCAGUCCCGUGCGGUACUGCGCGACUCUCGACCGCUUGUGCACCGUCCAAAGCGUCGACUUUGCCGCGACGUGUACGAGCGCGACGAUUCAAAUCGGCCGGUUCAGUCGGUUCUGUGGCCUUCUCGGCAUCUCGGUUGUGUGCGGCGGCGUGUGCUUUGCGUUCGAUCGGUACACACUGCACAUGACAACCACGACACAUUCCGUCAAUAGUGCCGACAAGACACGGCCCACAACACCCGGGUCCAAGUUUUUGUCGGCGUCGGCGCACUAUAUGUUCGAGUCGGGGCAGUGGCGGGUGAACGGAUUGUACUUCUUGGACCGGGCGUCCGCCGUCAUCACUGGCCUCGUGUGUGUGCAAGUUGGCCACAAACUGUACGUUGUGGAUGUCAAGAAAUGGCGAGCAUUUGCCUUGGACAUGACUGGCUUUCGACAAGACGUGGACGCGAUGCUGUCCAAGCACUUGUUUGCGCGAGCUAUUCCGCUCGUCGAAUGAUAACUUGACGGUGAUGCCACGCACCAAAGACAUUUGUAGUCGAAACUGUAGUUUAGUUGCCGCUAAGGUAGUGCACAAAAGGAAAUAUGGACAACGCUUCACGAGUAUAGUACGCAUACGAAGAGCCACAAAGUACUCGGCAGUACUUGUACUAAUGCAAUAAUAUAGCGAUGUUUGCGGCGA
Molecule: messenger RNA, 921 nt
Organism: Aphanomyces astaci
Lineage: Eukaryota; Oomycota; Saprolegniomycetes; Saprolegniales; Verrucalvaceae
Exons: 2
Coding region: 1-738 (245 amino acids)
Source: RefSeq, a predicted model, not a curated record